Messenger RNA from Hyaloperonospora brassicae, 1470 nucleotides. The record is from the annotation of a GenBank genome assembly. Lineage: Eukaryota; Oomycota; Peronosporomycetes; Peronosporales; Peronosporaceae.
AUGUUCAUCUUGCCAGUGAGCGAAGACUCGUGGCUUUUCCGCGCGUGCCUGUACUAUGGCCUCCUGGUGCUGCUGGUCGAGCUCCUUGUGCCUCUUAUCUUCCACCGUCGCGUGCGCAUCGAGAUUCCUCGCUUUGUCCUGCCUGCACCGGCAGUACCUCUACCUCCUCGCGUCUUCCAACAGCGUCGACGGAAACUACAGCAACAAGCGGCGGCACUACAACGGGCCCUCGCAGAGACGCCGCGUCUAUCUCCACAGGAAAAGAGGCAGUUGUUGACGAGGAGUGCUACAAAGAGACGACGACCAGUCGUGACUUCUCCGUCUCCUUCUUUCGUUGUGUCGUCUGGUUUGGAUACGUUGGGGCCUUUGGUGGAGCUGACGAGGCCGACAUCGCCACGGCAAUUCAAUGGGAAUAGGUGGACCGUUGAACCCAGUGCAGGAUCGGAAGGUACAGAUACGAGCAGGUUGUGGAGGACGAAUGAGGAGUCUCGGUCGUCGAGAAGCCCUUCGCCCAUGGCAAUGAGUCAUUUUUUUCGAGCGACUCGUGCAGCUCGACAGGGUGGAUUUUCGUUUCACGAAGCGACUGAGGAAGAAAAAGAUGGUACAGAAAUGACGACGAGUGUGCGAAAGGAGCCAAUUGAUCGGAUGCAAGUCGUCGAUCGACGAAUGGCGAAACGGAAGGAAUCGGCAGUCGUAUCGAGGCAAAGGCCGGUGCGCUUCGUGUCGGAAGGCGCUGAGCAUAUCGGGUAUGCCGGAUCUAGUGGAGCCGGUGCACAGCUAGAGGCACUGACACGAGCGCGCUGGCGACAGCAAGUCACAACUCGACGUCCGGAGCGAGUGCUUUUGCCUCCUUCCGAUGGAAUCGCCUUGUCAGCAUCAGCAGAAAAGUUGGCAGAGCGCUCUGUUCUCGGUAUACCCGACCCGACAGCGCGCGGGACCUCACCUUAUCUGGCAAGACAACUCCACAAAGGCAAAGUUAUGAACGAUGAUGUGACGAGGAAAAAGUCAGGGCACAUUGGCGCUUUGUCCACGGUAGGACGGCAAAGUGAAAAACUAGCGACGGAAAGUGCGAUGAAGAGGAAGGAGAUAGCGCAGGAUGAGCCGCUCACUGCUUUUCAGGCAUUUUGCGCUUCGUUUGCAGCUGGUGGCUCAGCAGCAGCUCGACAAGCUGCGGCAAAGCGAAAGCAUCGCGAGGCUUUCGAAGCAGAAGACAAACAUGCGCAUGAUACUUCCGCGACAGGCCAGCAAAUCGACAAUCACGCCAAACGUCCACGAACAUUUGUGCAAGCCUCAGAGCGGUCCAAUGGCGGGGGCGAUGUGGCUGUAACAUCGCAUAGCGUAGGUGAACGCGUAAAUGAUGAAAAGCAGGUGGUUGAUGCUACUGCGACAACUCAAGGGGUCCUAGAAAAGCGUAAAUAUGACCAGGCGUUUGGAACGACUGAAGGGCAGGAUCGGCUACACGAAAAGUAG